Molecule: messenger RNA, 3782 nt
Organism: Vollenhovia emeryi
Lineage: Eukaryota; Metazoa; Arthropoda; Insecta; Hymenoptera; Formicidae
Exons: 5
Coding region: 425-1528 (367 amino acids)
Biological process (GO): endoplasmic reticulum tubular network organization
Cellular component (GO): endoplasmic reticulum tubular network; endoplasmic reticulum membrane; cytoplasmic microtubule
Molecular function (GO): microtubule binding
Source: RefSeq, a predicted model, not a curated record
GCGCCCGAACGCAGCUACGCGCUUAGUCUGUAACUGGAAGCAUACGCGAGCAGAGCGAAUCGCGCGUCGCAUUCGCCCGGGAGCUCGGUCUCACGCGCGAGGAAGUAAUCCGGGGUGGAACAACGACGGAGACGGUGACGGAGCGGGAAGCGAUUCGCCAGAAUCCGUCACGGCAGGAGAACUGACGAAGCGUCGUUGUUCUCGCACGCAACCGGCACGAACGGCCAGCGACAGACAGGAGUUUCGAGGAGACGAGACGCGAAUGAAUCUGACGGACGGACCGGUUGGAUUCUCGACUCGUCGUGCCGGUCCGACGAUCGUCGCAGGAUCUCCGGGACCGACCAAGAUUUCACGAGCAGAGAAACAUUGUCGUCGCGCGACGCGAGAGAGAAAGAGAGACAGAGAGAAAUAAAUUGACGACAAAAUGGAUGCGAGAACAAACCGCCGGUCAACGGUAGAUAUUUUCGAAAAGGACGUGCCGCGAUCGGACGAAUUGCCGAUCGUGGUGAUCCACAGAACGGGAAUCGGCGAGCUUCUGGCGAGACAAGCGAUGGCCUGGUGUCGUUGCUGGCUGCAAACGUUCCCCAUAAGAAUGACGUUGAACAACGUCGGAUUGUUGACGGUGUUUCUAGCGAUAGUAUCGCCGCGGUCCCUCAUUUAUAGGCUCGUUUAUCCGAUUUUCAGAUUGGUCUUCGGCACCUUGUAUCCGGCGUACGCUUCCUACAAGGCAGUGCGCACGAAAAAUGUCAAAGAAUACGUCAAAUGGAUGAUGUACUGGAUCGUUUUCGCGCUGUUUACAUGCGCGGAAACAUUCACCGACGUCUUCUUUAGUUUUUGGUUCCCGUUUUACUAUGAGAUUAAAAUCAUCCUGGUGCUGUGGCUACUGAGCCCGGCCACUAAGGGCUCCAGUAUCCUUUACCGGCGCUUCGUGCAUCCCGCGCUAAUCCGCCGUGAAGCCGAGAUCGACGAAGCCCUGGCACGCGCGACCGAGCAGGGUUACACGGCGGUGCUGCAUCUCGGCACCAAGGGCGUGAACUAUGCCACGACGGUCCUCAUGCAGACCGCCAUCAAGAAUCUCCCGAUCGUAUUCCCGACCACGACGAGUGUACUCCCCGACCGUCAAUCAGACCCGGCGAUUUCUAGCUUAGCCAACCCCAGAACGCGGUUAAACAGCCAGCUGGACGGGCCGGAUUGUCCGGACGGCAGCGCGAUCCACAACCAUCCGCACGCUAGGUCCGAUGACCUGAUAGGCGACAAGGACGCGAUCGUCUGGCUGAACCGCGACUCGCCAACGACGACGGACGACGACGAGAUGAUGCAGGAGCCGGACGUAGAGUGCGAGCUGUCGGAGGAGCCGCAACCGGUGGUAUUCAAGAUACCCGAGACGGAAGCCCCGCGGAAAACGCGAAAGUCAAGGAAGGAGCGCAGCAGCACCACCACGGUCACCAGGCGACAAAAGACUCGUGCCUGUAAGUCGACCACGAAGAGUUACGAAAUGGAUUACAGCGACGACGCCGAGGUCAAUUAACUGGAAAAGGGGAAGGAGAGAGGGUUGGUUCGGUAUAAACGGUGGGAAAUAUGAGGAUGAACCACUGGAAGCCUGGAAAGCAGAUCGACGGGUCGACAAUAUCGGAAAGUGUCGGGGAUUUUUAUCAAGGAAUAAUUUGCUAUGGGUGAUUUGUAUCUGAUGUAUUAUUACCAGUGAUGAGUAAAAGACUUUUUUUAAGCGCAAAGGAAAGCGCUGCGAGGAUCGAUGAGACAGAACUUUUUCUAUAUUAUACACUCACUUUGAUAUUUUUCUUUCGUGUAAGCCUAUUGCGAGUUUCCCUUUUGCGUUUCUUUUUCUCUUUUUUUUUUAAAUGCAAAUGCGCGAGACGAAAUUUUCUGUUUGCGAAUUUACGAUCAACUCUCCUUUAGAUACGUGUAAUCUCUUCUCUGUAUUGCCUUCGUAAGUAUAGAAAUUACACUGUGUGUGAUUGUUUAAUCGUGAACAAUACGUUUUUAGAAAGGUUGUUUGAUACACUAGUAGGUAAGAGACUUUGUACAAUGUAUCUCUUGUUUUUUUCUUUUAGAAAUUUAGAGAAAGGCACAAAAAUUUCGAAAGGCCUUAAUCGGUGCAAUGACUAUAGUGGAGAACUUUUAAUCGUGUACACAUUUUCGACUAAGAUAAGACUCGAUAGUCGUUUCCACUCGUAUGCCUUACUUCGAUUUGUAUUUUUCCACGCGAACUUCGUUUCUAGAGAACAUGAGAAUUACGUCCUAGCUGGAAGAUAAGAUAGUUUUAAAGAGCAAUCUCGAUAUUUUUACACAGUAUUCCGCACAUUGUUGGGUGUUGAUAAUAAUAAUAAUGUCAACUGUUAUAGCGCGCGAUACGAGUUUAAAAACGAUUAUCAAAAAUCGUUGGCAUCGUAACACAUCAAAAAUAAAUCUGAACAUAUUCAUUGGAAAUUUUGCAUGAUCAGCUGUCAACAAUUAUACAUCUUUUUCCCAUUACAUAUAUUGUUUUUAUCCCACGCGAAUCUUCGGUAAGUAAUGGUGCGAUUAGGACAAUCGACCGUCAUUUACGAUCUCUUAGUAUUUUGAUUAACUCUAAGACCACGCUUUGUGAAACUACCCUGGAACAGAUAUUUUUACACGUAGCUGUGAUGAAAGUAUAUAUUUUUCGACGAACUUUUCCAAGAGAAAUACGAAUGCGAUUAUGUAAAUUGAAAUCGGUCAAGCUACAAAGUACAAAUGUUCAAACGAGGAGUAUUUCCCGCAAGUGCUAGAGCGACUUGAAAUUUUCGCCGGUUCUCAAAAACUCACGAAACGUGGUCCUAGAGUUAAAUAAAUGUCCUUCUCUUGUACUUCGUCACGUAGAUAGAAUUGUGAAUAUUUACAAAAAGACAACGAAUCUCUAGUUUAGAUUAACCCGAUCCGGAUACUCGUCGAUGCAACUGAGACUUGAAACGCAUCCACGAAUAUCACAUUCAAUACCGCAUGUUUGAUACGAUCUGGGGUUCUAGAAGAUGCGUUCUGACAGAACUCAGAAGAAGGAAUUGUUGAUACGAGAAUCGAGUAAACGACAAUGCAUACACAGAGAUGGGCGGUUUUGCGUAUGCGCGAUCAUCAUCGUCAUCAUCAUCAUUGUUGUCAUAGCUAGCGUUAUUCGCGUGUUUGUGUAUUCGUCAUCUCGUUUGCGCGUUUCACCUGUAAAGUUACCGACAAAAUCUGUGUUAAAUCGCGCGCACACGGAAAAAUGAUAUUAGCAAUAAGACUUAUAGUUCUAUCGUCGGUUAAUGAAUGUCGGAUAUGCCCCGCCGUCCCGGAUAGGCCAGCGCUUGUAAAGUGCCGCUAUUCGUUCGACGUUGCUCGUUUAUGGAGUGCCAUAGACGGAUAAGGACGCGUGUGUUACUUGUUGUGAAUGAGAGAGAGAGAGAGAGAGAGAGAGGGGGUUCUUGUACGCUAUUUUGCUACGGUUGAGGUACAUGUAAUCGGUUGUUCCUCUGAAGAAUUGCGUAUCACGGACGCUUUAACUGAAACCUGUACGUUACGCGCAAACUAUCAGGGAUUGAUGUACGGGAGAAGUGUGCGGAUCAGUUUUAGUCUUUGCGGCAACAAAGACAAUCCCUGGCCGCGCAAACCCGGUGCCUUCUCGCGCGUGUAAUUUUUCCGUGUGCGAGCGUGCCCAGCGUCGAGCUGUCCUAGCGAGUAAGACUUUUGUACCCGAUCCCAAAGAUGCUCUGACUAUUAUGAGCUGAUUCCCUUCUUUUUUCAAAUAAAAAGCAUUAUUUGGAUGAGCU